This is a messenger RNA of Paramecium pentaurelia, 1429 nucleotides long. The record is from the annotation of a GenBank genome assembly. Lineage: Eukaryota; Ciliophora; Oligohymenophorea; Peniculida; Parameciidae.
UAGAUGCGUAUAGAAGACAUGAUUACCACUGGCACAUUACGAUGUUAAUAUCAAUACUAAAUUAAUAGCCUAUGGUGAUCAGAGUCCUGUCAAAAAAAUGCUACAUGCUCCAACCAUGAAACUUUAUGUUGUAAAAGAAGUAAUUCUCUAUUUUGAUAUCUAGGAACCAUUACACAACAAGGAAAUUCGUAAAAACUUAAAAGACUGGAUCUCCUUUUGGUAGAACAAAUUAGCCAAUUCAAAUUUACAUGUUCAAGUCUACGCUACCUUUUGGAACACUCCUGAAGGUUACGUAUCUAUUGUAAUGGAAUAUAUGAAUGGUGGUUCAUUAUAAGUGAAUAUUAAAUCUCAUUCUUAGAAUCUACUUGAAAGUAUGGGAUUCCUUCCAGAGAGAAGUAUCAAGUAGCUUGUACCAUCUAUUCUCUAAGGAUUACAAAAAAUUCAUUAACAAGGAGCUUAAUGUCAUGGUGCCCUUGGACCAUCAUAGAUACUUUUCUUAAGAGAUGGAACUGUUAAAUUAGGUCAAGGUUUGCAAUACAGAGUUUAAGUCCAAGGAAAUCAACUAUUUAAUUCUUACAUUCUUGGUAAACCUAAAGAUGUUCAAAGGUGUUUUAUUCAACCUUAUGAGUAGUCUUUAUGACCCAACAAUUCUAGAAACCCCUUCCUUAUGGAGUAAAGCAUCAAGUGAGAAAGUACAUUUCCCUGCUCAAGAAGAUUUCAUUCUAGAAAGAGCUAAUGAUAUUUGGAAAUUAGGUUGGUUAGUCUUAAAUUGUGCUAUUGGAACACUUGAAUUCCAUCCUAAAGCUUAAUAAAUCUAUGAAGGAUCUAGAAUCAUUAUUGAAGAAAUUGCAAAAUAUACAGAUCACCUUAAAGAUACUUGUUGUCUACUCCAUAGUGAAUCUAAAGUCAUUUCAUUAGUUGAAUAGAAUCAAAAGACAAUUUCUGAACCUACCAAAAUUACAAUACUAGAAUUACUUCCAUCUGAUAAAUUCAGUCCAGAAUUUAUUCAAUUUUUAUGUUCAACACUUAAAAUAGAUCCAAGACAAAGACAAUAUACAGAAUAAUUAUUGUAACAUCCCUGGCUAGUAAGUGGUAGAGAUCCAAAAGGUAGGCUCUCAUUAUAUUCUAAUAGGACCCAAUGUAUAAUUAAAAGAACUGCUUAAUAUCUCUAAUGCUUGGAAUGCAUUUCUGCCAGAAGAAUUUUAAGGCUAAGGAGCAUAAAAAUUGGAAAGACUCUGUGAUGCUCUAUAUCUAGUCUUACAAAAUUCAGAAAGACCAACUGUCAAUAAGUAUCUAAUCUAUUUUUUAUCAUUUAGAAUGUAAUUACAAGAAAACAGCCCUAUUAUUAAAGAAUUAUCCUAUGAUAUGGGUCUUAAUGCCAAGGCUGUAAGCGAUCGAAUUAUGUCAAUUUUCCAAUCCUUAAUCUGAU